This is a messenger RNA of Emys orbicularis (European pond turtle), 4395 nucleotides long. RefSeq names its product La ribonucleoprotein 1B (gene LARP1B). Gene Ontology annotation, cellular component: cytoplasmic stress granule; cytosol. The transcript has 20 exons. The record is from RefSeq and is a predicted model, not a curated record. Lineage: Eukaryota; Metazoa; Chordata; Testudines; Emydidae. Gene Ontology annotation, biological process: positive regulation of translation; mRNA stabilization. Gene Ontology annotation, molecular function: RNA cap binding. The coding region runs from base 1 to 3147 and encodes 1048 amino acids.
AUGUCCGCAGCCGCCCGAGUGUCCGUAGCGCCCCCGGAGCAGCAGGUUGGGGGAGCAGAGACUGGUGGGGGCUCGGGACAGACUCGCUCCCGGGAGUUGGAGGAGACGGGACAGGAGCUGCCGGAGCCCAGCCAGGUGCUGCCGCAGGUGGAUGAAACCGGGGAGAGCAGCGGUAGCCGAGAGGCGGAUCCCCCAGGGCAGGACGAGAAACGGCGGCAGGUGGUGGAGGCCCCCCUGCCUAAGGAAAACCCCUGGAUCAGGAGAAAACCUAUCCCCAACAGCCCGUCCCCGGCAGCAGCGGACACCCAGCUUGUCCUGCAGGACUCAGAACGGCCAAAUUCCACUAAAGUUAUAAAAGCAGGGAAACCGAAGACCAGGAAACCCAGCAAGGCUAGUGACUUCAAUGAUAUCACAAAUUGGCCGACACCAAGUGAAAUAGCAAACAACGAAUGCAAAACCAUAAAUCAUCAGAAUAAAAAGCCACUAAAUAAAAAAGAAAAGGAGGAGAAAACUGAAAAGAGAGCAAGCAGUGAAAUUGAGAACCUGCAAGCAAAGCCUGAUGGUCCUGGAGAAAAUGUCAGUGAAGAUGAGGCUCAGUGUAACAAUCAAAGGAAAAAAGGUAACAAGCAGAAGUGGGUACCACUUCAUUUAGAUGAUGUAAGACCAGAUAGCCAAGAAGGAACAGGCUCUCGAAAUAGUUCAAGAUCUCAGCCAGAAACAAGCAAAUUAGUGCCAUACAACAACAGACGAAACGAGUCAAGAACUUGGCGCCGUGAUAGAGAGAAAAGAGAUGACCAUGAUGAAGUUUCCAGUGUGAGAAGUGAAGGUGGCAGCAUUCGAGGAUUCUUUAGAGGCAGAGGAAGAGGGCGUGGCAGAGGAAGAGGGCGUGGCAGAGGAAACCCUCGAAUGAACUAUGAGUAUUCGUAUGGUUACCAAGAACUAUAUGGUGAAAGGACCAAUCAGCCAUUUCAACCGGAACUUAAUGCUAGUAUGAUGUAUUACUAUGACGAUGGAACAGGAGUACAAAUGUAUUCUGUGGCUGAAACACUGCUCAAAGAAUACAUUAAACGUCAAAUUGAGUAUUAUUUCAGCAUAGAAAAUUUGGAAAGAGACUUUUUUCUGAGGAGAAAGAUGGACCAACAAGGAUUCUUGCCUAUUUCUUUAAUUGCCAGCUUCCAUCGUGUGCAAGCUCUGACUACAAAUGUUAACCUAAUUUUAGAGGCCCUAAAGGAUAGUACAGAAGUGGAAAUAGUGGAUCAGAAGAUGAGAAAAAGGGUAGACCCAGAAAAAUGGCCAAUUCCUGGUCCACCUUCACGGAAUCAGCCACAAACUGACUUCUCUCAGCUCAUCAACUGCCCAGAAUUUAUACCAGGCAAAGCUUUUGGUUCAUAUACUGAGUCUGCACCAAGUUCUCCAAGAAUGGGAAGCCCAAAGAAAAGCACUGAAACAAGUAACCUUCAAACAAUGUCUAAAGGAUUGUCUACGAGCUUGCCAGAUCUGGACUCUGAGCCUUGGAUAGAAGUGAAAAAGAGGCAUCGUCCAUCCCCAGUCAAACUAAAGGAAUCUGUGCAUACACUAGAGCACACACCAAGUCAGCAACAGCAGGCCCCACCUUCACAGGAACAAGAACAAGAAGAGCUUGAUUUUUUGUUUGAUGAGGAGAUGGAACAAAUAGAAGGUCGCAAAAAUACAUUUACUGAUUGGUCAGACAAUGAUUCAGAUUAUGAAAUUGAUGACCACGAUGUAAACAAAAUUUUGAUUGUAACACAGACACCACCUUAUAUGAGAAAACAUCCUGGUGGAGAUCGCACUGGCAACCAUGUGUCUCGUGCAAAAAUUACAUCAGAACUUGCUAAAGCUAUUAAUGAUGGUUUAUACUAUUAUGAACAGGAUUUAUGGAUGGACCAGGGUGAAAAUGAUUCUACAGCCAUAAAGCAAGAGGUUGAAAACUUCAAGAAACUAAAUCUCAUCAGUAAAGAAGAGUUUGACAGUCUUACACCUGAGCCAAACCAGGAAGUUCUUCCAUGGCCUCCAAGGUCACAACAAGAUUUAACAGAUGAGCUAGCUUGCAAAUUGUUUGGUGUUGUAGAAGUACCUCCAACAACAAUGGCUCGUUCACUGCCAACAGCAGUCCCAGAAUCUCCAAGAGUUCAUCCUGCCAGAACACCCAAAACACCUCGUACCCCAAGGUUACAAGAUCCUAACAAAACGCCAAGAUUCUAUCCUGUUGUUAAAGAAACAAGAUCCAUUGAUGUAAAGAUUCCAAGAAAAAGAAAAACACGACAUAGUACAAACCCUCCGCUAGAAUGCCAUGUUGGUUGGGUAAUGGAUUCCAGAGAUCACAGGCCAAGAACAUCAUCUGUGAGCAGUUCAAAUGCUUCACCUUCAGAAGGUGCUCCAAAAGCAGGAAGUUAUGGGUGUACCCCUCACUCACUUCCCAAGUUCCAGCAUCCUUCUCAUGAACUUUUAAAGGAAAAUGGCUUUACACAACAAGUGUACCACAAAUAUCGUCGAAGGUGCCUAGUUGAGAGAAAACGGUUGGGAAUUGGCCAAUCCCAGGAAAUGAACACACUCUUUCGUUUCUGGUCCUUUUUUCUCAGAGAUCACUUUAACAAGAAAAUGUACGAGGAAUUCAGACAGCUUGCUCUAGAUGAUGCAAAAGAACACUACAGGUAUGGAUUGGAAUGCUUGUUUAGAUUUUACAGCUAUGGUUUGGAAAAAAAAUUCAGACAAGAGAUCUUCAAGGAUUUCCAAGAAGAAACAAAAAAAGACUAUGAAUCUGGUCAGCUUUAUGGAUUAGAAAAGUUUUGGGCUUAUCUGAAAUACUCUCAAUCCAAAACUCUACCCAUUGACCCCAAACUGCAGGAAUACCUUUGUAACUUUAAGAGACUGGAGGACUUCAGAGUUGAUCCUCCUCUUAGUGAAAUAUCUGGGAGAAAAAGACCUUCACCUUCAAUAGGUGAGGAGAGUGGUUGUCAUAGACAUCAGCCUACAUCCUCUUCUAAGACUCUAAUUGCUGCUGAAACCACAGCUGACCAUCAGUUUCAGAUCCCAGUAAACUUUCACGAUGGGAAUACUGCGCAGGAAUCAAUUGACAAGUUAGGCCAGAACAGUGCUGCCACAAAAUCAACAGAAGGAUCUCCAUAGUUAGUGUUUUUGUUAGGUGUGGAGUUUUCUAAGUGGACAUCAACUGGUUUAGUUUUAAGGAAGUGUUCAACACUUGUUUUUAUAUGAAUGUGAGCAAAAGUAAAGUAGAAGGGGAAAGUGGGUAUGUUGAUUUAUGUACUGUCCUAAAUUCACUAAAUAUCUGCAGUUUUUGCAGGUUCAUAAAAUAGCAAAUAACAUUCAAAUCAUCCUCAGUUUCAUAGAGGUUCUUGUUUUUUCAUUUCUCUCUAUUUCAUGGUUAUAAAGUGUGCUACGAGAGGUAUAGCAGAUCGAUUUUUUUUUUAAGAUUUUAUUUUAAUUUCAACUCAAAUAUUUAGUUUUACUUUUGAGACAAAUUUAAAAAUUAAAGCACUCAUUCUAAAUUUGUUUUUCUAUUUUAGAAUGUAUGUGAAUGAAGUUAUAAUUUAAAAUUCUGCUAGGUAUAAGACUAAAUGAGAUUUCAACAAACCGGUCAAGACAUUAGUUUCAUUAAAUGUAAACAAUUCAAAUAAACAUUCAUUUCUAGUGUUGGAACAUGAGUAAAAUCACGAGUUUUAUCACCCGUAAUUACUUAUUAACGUCAUUUAUUUUGAUUUAGAAGAUUUAGUAUAACUGAGGAAAUGACUUCUUUCUUAGGUAGGUGGGAAGAUAGGAAUGAGUUCAUUUUUGCUAUACUUGUUAACUGCCAAACCGCCUUCAGUUAACUUUAUAACUAGAAGUAAUGUCUAACACUGAUGCCUUAAUACUGGGAGGUGUCCUAAACGACUCAACAUCCAAAGAAUGAUUUUUAAACUUGUAGUGGAUUUUAGAAGUUGAUGUAACUUCAAGUCCAUUAAAAUUUUUCAGUUAUGUUACCUUGUGAAUCUGAAUGGAACAAUUAUGAACACAUACGCACUUGUAAAUGAGUAUAUAGCAGUGGCCUUCCUAGUAGUUAAAGUAAUUUCAAUACACAAUUGAGCCUUUUAGAAGUAACCUAUUUUCAAAGGAAAAUAGGAACUAACAUAAUAGGAAUUGAUGCAAAUGAACAUUUUAAAUAGCAUCUUUUCAACAUACUAGUCAUACAUCUCAGAGCUGUUUGAUCCAUGCCUCUUUCUAUCCAUGAAAAUGAUGCAAAUGUAAAUUUGGAUUGAAACUGUAUAUACAAGUAAUAGACUUUGAAUAUUUACUUUCACUUUUUAUUGAAUGAAAUGUGUGCAUAUUUAGCAUUCAGUGUGUGUAAUUUGUGCUAUAUCUUUGCAAAUUUUAUAAAAA